Messenger RNA from Gymnogyps californianus (California condor), 1332 nucleotides. It is a transcript of the gene SWI5, whose product is annotated as SWI5 homologous recombination repair protein. Gene Ontology annotation, cellular component: Swi5-Swi2 complex; Swi5-Sfr1 complex. Bases 1 to 678 code for a protein of 225 amino acids. Gene Ontology annotation, biological process: double-strand break repair via homologous recombination. NCBI's taxonomy places the organism in Eukaryota, Metazoa, Chordata, Aves, Accipitriformes, Cathartidae. The transcript has 6 exons. The record is from RefSeq and is a predicted model, not a curated record.
AUGUCCGCCCCGCGCCCGGGCCACGUCAGCCGCGGCGGGGAGCGGCGGAGGCGGCCGCCAGCUUCACACGGAGAAGUUUGCUCGCCGGCGCUGCCCGCCGCGGACAACCACCGCCGGGCCCUGUCAGGGGGAAACUACACCUCCCGGCGUGCCCCGCGGCGGCGGGGCGACUACACCUCCCGGCGUGCCCCGCGGCGGCGGAGCGACUACACCUCCCGGCGUGCCCCGCGGUGCAGUCCGCGCCGGUCCGGCGGUGAGGCGGCAGCCCUGGCCGAGGGGGUCCCGCCGAGCGCGGGCCGCAGCCCGCCCCGCCACCCGCCCCCACCGCUGCGGGCUCUGCCGAGGAGGACCUCCGGUGGCGGCCGGCGGAGCGGCACUGCCGGCUUCAAGUCACCGAUCCCAUCUCCAAGGUCCUGCCAACCUAAUGGAGCCAACAAAGAAGCCCUGUGGUAUGAAAUCAAAGAGCUGAAGCAGAAAGACCUUGCUCUAGACCAGGAAAUUGCACAAUUAUUGUCUGAAGGCUACAGCCUGGAGGAAUUGGAGAAGCACAUCUCUCUGCUCCAUGAGUAUAAUGAUAUUAAAGAUGCUGGACAGAUGCUGCUGGGCAAGCUGGCUGUUAUCCGAGGGGUUACUACAAAGGAGCUCUACCCUGAAUACGAUCUGGAGCUUAGCGACUAGCAUUGAACCUGAAGACUGCCAUGUCCUGCAAAAAUGACUGUUACUGGGCCAUUAUGUUUUGGUGUCAUAUGGGUUUAGAACUGACAUAAAGUGGCCUUGGAAGUAUGUAUUUAGAAUUGCAACAGAGUAUGGGUUAACAGCCUUAUUUCUAAGAAGCUUUGGAACAUGAAAGUUGUUGAAUCUAUCAACUGUUUCCUGCUUGUGAGAAAGGGAUGUAGGACUUUGGAUAACUUCAUCUACUACCUGAUCAACAGGUUUUUUGUUUGGUUUUUUUUUUUUUAUUGGAAAGGUUGUUAUUCAGGUUGAUGUUAAGACUCGUCCCAUGGAGCCUUUGCUUCUCUAUAACAUCCAGGGGCUCUUUGGAUACUGAAUGGAUAGAGGAAGUGAGCGCAUACAAAUGUGCAAUGUAAUAGCUGCUUUGAAAGAAAAGAAAAAGCCCUCAGAAGUAGGGAGGGAAGAAGGCUGAAGUUGUGGUGGUUUGGGGGGUUUGUUUUGUUUUAUGAUCAAAUCUGGAUAAGUCUGGGUGUUCUGCAUUUUUGUACUUAACUGCUCUGGUAUCUAGAGGUUUUGUAUCAUUUCUGUAGUAAAUGGCAAAAUGUGAAGUUGUGUUGAACUGUCCAGUCUGAAUAAAGCAGCUAUCACAUUUCUCAGUAA